GCUGCGUGAAACACGCUGUACCGCUGUCAGAAUUAUUAAAUUUUACUUAAAUCCCGUUCAGCGUAGCAUUUAAGAUGGAUAUAGACGACGAGAUCAAAUCCGGUUGUUUAUUGUUUCCACCCGCUGGUGGGAAUGUAUUUAGCAAAUUCCCUAAAAAGAAAACCUGGCAGCAAAAGUAUUGCAUCCUAUACAAUGCAAGUAAGCAAGGAAUUGAACGAUUAGAAAUUUAUGAUCAUAAGGAGGACGCCACAACAGCUUCCUCUGCUAUUCCUAAGAUUAUUACUCUUGAGAAUUGCAUCAAAAUAACGCAUUCUAGUCCUAAUACUAUAACGAUACUUACUAAGUCCAUUACACAGCAGAUAAGUGCCCAGUCAGAAGCUGAGACACUAGAAUGGGUCACUGCUCUCCAGUCUGUAGCGUUUAGAGGUCGGGAUUUGAAUCCUAUAAGCUGUGAUGAAGAUAAUGAUCUGUAUUGUUCAUCUGGAGAAGGAGUCUUCUCCGUCAAAAUGUGCACGUCAGAAGCAUCGUCAAGAUGCGGACUAGAGGCAAUUAGAUAUCUCCUUGUGCUUACAGCCACGGCUAUUGAAUUAAGAGAUGUCAAUGAUAACAAGCUGUAUGCCAACUGGCCUUAUAGGUACAUCCGGAGAUACGGCUACAGGCAGGGCAAGUUCACAUUUGAAGCAGGGAGAAAAUGUGACACAGGAGAAGGUAUCUUCCACUUGGAACAUCCAAACCAAUCUGAAAUCUUCAAGUGUUUAUCAUUAAAGAUGAAGACAAUGAAACAAAUGAUUGGAAAUGACAAUUUGAACAGUCCAGAACACAGUGAAUUCAACAUUCAACCCAGUGCAAACUUGUUUCCAGGAUCAAGGAGCCCCUUAGUGGCUGCCAGACCUGAUGAUUUGAAUUUAAGCUCUUUAUCAUUCAAAACCACAUCUGUAUCAAGCCAGCAAAGUAUUUGUUCCUCUGACAGAGAUACAGCUCCAUUGUUAAUGCCAAAACCAGCUUUAAAACCCAAGCCACAAAAGCCUCCACGCAAGAUAAUAAAUGUCCAGAAAGGUAUUAUCAAAGAUUUGCCAAGUUCAACAGAUGAGAGCAUAGAUUUUGGCAGAUACAAAAAGCUUGAUAACUAUGAGCCAAUUGAACAAUGCAAAAGAGAAGAGAGUCCACCAUCAGUGCCAUAUGAUAAGAUUGAGGUGCGCAGUGAAGCGUGGAAGACAUUAGGAAUUGAUGAUCCAGACCACACAGAGUUUACUCCAAAUCUUGGGGACAAUCCUAACUGUUUGAAACUCAUAUCAAGGUCUCAAGAUAAUCUGAAUACCACUGGGCCAGAAGCAUCAAGAAUAAUUUUGUUACCUAGCCCAGUGGUAGACCCAGAAGAUGAGAACUAUGAUAGAUUACAGUAUUUUGGUUCCACAAGCAAAUUGAAUAAGUCUUCAAGGUAUAAAAAGAUAGAGGCCCGUCCAACAACUUUAGCUUUAGGGGAACCUAAAAAUAAAGACACAUGGAAUGACUAUGAUGAGGUGGAGAAUGUGAUGCAAACAGCAAGGCUUGCAGAUGACUCACAUUUGGGCUAUGGGAUGAUAAGGAAACCAAAUACCCCUGGGCCCCAAGUCCCAACCGCGGCUCAGGCUCAAGCCCUUCAAAAUCAUGUCGGCCUGGAAGAAGUCAAUCAUAAUAACUGCAAUGGAACAGAUUAUGCUAUUGUUAGCCGUCCAAAAAGAGUUUGAUGUUUUGAUUACAACGAAACUGAUAUAAAGACUGAAUUUUUAUGGUAACCAUUGGCCCAAUUUGGUAUGUGCCUACUUAGGCUUUAAAAAUAUUUUUAAAGGCAUUCCAUUUUGCUAGUAAAUGGAGACGAAAUCUAUUUUUUUAUGUGUGUCAAGUUGUUGUUGGUCACUAGAGUCUGUUGUAAACUCUUUAAACAUUUUGCAAUUUUUGUUUGACAAUAAGCAAUAAUUCCAUUAGUAAUUUACCAAUUUUAUAAUAUUUUUUGAAGAUUCAUAGAAUUUUAAAUGAGACUGUAUUGCAUUCCCAUUUUAUAUCCUACUUAUUUUUAGAUACUUGUUAGAGAUUAGAUUUUAUAAACUUGUAUAUUUUAUUGAUAUUAUGUACCCAAGUAUUUUAUUGUUAGGAGAUUAUGGAUAUUGUAUUACAUUGUGAUUAUAUUGUGCCUUAUUUUUAUAUUUUAUUUGAAUGGGAAACCAAGUAGUUUGUGCCAAUAUAAAGUUGAGCUAGUUACACCACUUCUAUGGUGCUUUAUGGUGUUAAGUAUUCAGUAAGUUUUACAGUUUUUGCAGGAGUUUGUAGCAUUAUGAUUUAUUCCAGUGUUCAUACCUGUUUUUUUGGCAUAUCCACAUGAUAUAAAAACUAUUAAAAACAGAUAAUUUCCUUACGUGCUCCAUGUGCCUAUUAUAACAGAAUAAUAGGCACAUGUGUAUGGUAAGGAAAUUAAUUCUGUAAUUAAUUUUAUAAGAAUAACAUGAGGUCAAUGACUAUGACUAAGUCACAUUAAAAACCUACAUAAGAUUUGUCAGUUUAUUGUACCACUGUUAUUGUAAUCAAGAUAUUCCAUAAGUGCUGUUCCAUUAUUUGGCCAUAUUUUAUUGUAAUCUCUUAAAAUGUUAAUAAAUUACAUAAUCUUA
This is a messenger RNA of Ostrinia nubilalis (European corn borer), 2642 nucleotides long. RefSeq lists its product as uncharacterized. Gene Ontology annotation, biological process: positive regulation of MAPK cascade; cell surface receptor protein tyrosine kinase signaling pathway; Ras protein signal transduction. The transcript has 3 exons. Gene Ontology annotation, cellular component: cytoplasm. Lineage: Eukaryota; Metazoa; Arthropoda; Insecta; Lepidoptera; Crambidae. The coding region runs from base 75 to 1727 and encodes 550 amino acids. The record is from RefSeq and is a predicted model, not a curated record.